This is a messenger RNA of Iphiclides podalirius (scarce swallowtail), 987 nucleotides long. The record is from the annotation of a GenBank genome assembly. Lineage: Eukaryota; Metazoa; Arthropoda; Insecta; Lepidoptera; Papilionidae.
AUGAUCGGCAAACGAGACAGUGUUAUGUUGGACGUGGAAAUAGAAUGCGAGAUGAACACUAGAUUACUUAAUGACAUGGAGUGGUUCGUGUUAUCAGGUGAGACGCCACGUAAAGACAAGGGGCUGCGUCGCGGCCCUCGCGGGAAACCUUGGCGCAUUCUAGACAUUUGCACUUGGAUCGGUCGAAAGGGCUACCAGUCGAUAACCGGCCUAUAUUCCGAUAUACUUCGUGAUCCAACGGAUGAGUGUAAAGGCAGCUGUGAAAGUUUUAUGGUGGAAGAAAUCAAAGAGUUGAGGAGAUUCCUAGAAGAGUUAAAUACGAAACAGUCGCGCUUGUCCCAAGAGAACGAGGAUCUGAACGAAAAAGUUAAGAAGAUGACUAUCAAAAUUGAGGAAUUGGAAAGUAAACUGAGCCGUCAAGAGAUCAGUGCGGUGCCGGUCAAGGGACCACCCCCGCCACCACCGCCACCCCCUCCGCCUCCGCCGCCACCGCCACCACCACCGCCGCAGCCGGUCAGCAGGCCACCAGUGCGCUCGAACACGAUCCCGCGUUGCGGCUCUGCCCCGCCGAGGAUCACCACCCCCCGUCUCACCAUAACCCCCGAAGACAUAGCCAACGUAAAACUGCGCAAGGCUAAGGACAACCCGUUGCGCUCUAAACCCCCGUCGAAAGAGAACCAGCCCCUGGUUACGAAGGACAUGCUUCAGUCGACGCGCGCCAAGCUCGGCCGCUCACGGCCGGUGGCCGCCUCAACGCCGAAGCAGCAGCUAACCGAAUUGGAGAAGUGCCUGCUGCAGGAGACGUCGGCGACGUCGCUGUUCCGGCGGCGAGUGGCGCGUAACUCGUUCCGCAGCGCGGAGGAGCUGCGCGUGCGCCCCUACCCCGCCCGCUCGCCCCGCUCCCCGCGUUCCCCGCGCACCAAUUCCCUAUCGCGCGCCACAACCAUCGCCCCCAUCAAGUUCCCCCUACUCUUAACGAAUAAAGAA